ACGUCUCGGUGUCUCGUCGCCGCCUGCUCCGUAUUUACACCACCGAGCGGCUAGCAGCUACAGCUUCCGAGACACCGCUCUGACCCACACAGGUCCGUCACAUUCGAGAAGAUGAACGCGCCGCCGCGCCCACCCUCGCCGGCGGCGACACCCCUGCAGUCCUGCGCCGCCACCACGUCGUCAGGUGUCGAUGUGGUCGCCAACGCGCCGAAGGAAGAAACGCGGGGCCGACUGCUCCUCCACGCCGCCAUUGACGGGAACCUCGACCUCCUCGCCAGGAUGGCGGUGGACUUGGAGGCGACGACGCGGCGCGGCGGGCCCGGCGUCUGGUCGACGUGCGGCCCCCAGGCGCUGCGCCUGGCCGCGGCCAACGGCAGGACGGUUGUCUGCCGGUACCUCGUCGAGCACCUUGCCGUCCCCGUCGACGCACCCUCCUCCUCCGGCGAGACGCCUCUGCUCCUGGCGGCCACGUCCGGGCACACCGCGACGGCCGCCUACCUCCUGGAGCGCGGCGCCGACCCGCGCACCGCGGAGAGCGACGGCGAGACCCCGCUCCACUGGGCCGCCUACAACGGGGAUCGCGAGCUGGCGAUGCUGCUCCUGUCGAGAGGCGCCGACGUGGGCGCGGCCAAUCCCAGGGGCACGGCGCUGCACGUCGCCGCGGCGCAGGCGCACCCGGCCGUCGUCGCCCUCCUGUUGAGCCACGGUGCCGAUCCGAACAAGGUUGCAAAUCGCGUCUUCACGCCGUUGGUCUCCUCGCUUCUCGGCGGCUCUUUGGAAUGCAUGAAGCUGCUCAUUCAGGCUGGUGCUGACGUCAAUGCCGGGGGACUCCAUGGAGCAAAAGCAACCCCUCUGUUGUUAGCAUGCAGCCGCCGCGGCAACAUCCCAUUUAUCAACUGCUUAUUGGAGGCUGGAGCAGACCCAAAUUUUACUGAUGAACUUGGUAGGUUACCUAUAGAAAUCGCCGCGGUUCAUGCUGAACAGGAAGUUGCUGAACUUCUGUUUCCUGUAACUCGCUGUCGACCGGCUCCAACCAUACUAGACUGGAGUAUCGGUGGGAUAGUGAGACAUGUAAACUCUGAUGCUUACAAGGAGUGGGAGAGAAAAGCCUCUCAUAAGAGGAAAGAAGAACUGAAACUGCAAGGAAACUCAGCCUUCAAAAUCAAGGACUACGACGCGGCCAUUCUUUAUUACAGCAUGGCGAUGAGAUUUGAUGAUGGCACAGAUGCCAGCUUAUAUUCAAACAGGAGCAUCUUUUGGCUCCGCCUUGGCAUGGGCGAUGAAGCACUGUCGGACGCUUGUGCCUGCAUCAGGAUGCGGCCUGACUUGGCCAAAGGCUACUUCCGCCAAGGAAUGGCCUUGUGUUUUCUUCAGGAUUAUGCUGGCGCUUCCGACGCACUUCUCAGGGCUUUGAAGCUUGAUCCGAAGGACACCACGAUCACCGAAGCCAUCCGCAUGAUGUGGUAUGUUCUAACUUCUGCAGGGAUGUCUCGGUACGCGCCGCGAAGCAUGUUUCGCCUUCACCGUCUUAAGGAAGGGAUGCACAGCAGUACUCAGGUUAUGGGGCUAAGCAUUUUGUGUUAGAACAGUGGACCGCGUAGGAGUUUUUUUGUGGAAGCACCAGUUAUUAAGGGCAGGCGAAAGCAGUGGCAGCCAGUGGAUUGCAAAUGCCGCCUGUUGGGUGGGCUGGUUUCUUUUGCUUCCGUUGGCAGUUAUCAAUGAAUGUAGUAAGCAUAUCCUAGAUCCUAGCUAUUACCUCCGUUCCGAAAUGCAGUAGCUUUCCGAAACAUACUACAUUUCGGAACACAGGUAGUAUAUGCUAUAAGUUUCACGUAUCCCAUGCCAGGUCAUUUGUCAUGUUCAGUUGAAGUUGGCACAUCGGUAAGAACUAA
Messenger RNA from Lolium perenne, 1892 nucleotides. RefSeq lists its product as uncharacterized. Gene Ontology annotation, molecular function: protein binding. Lineage: Eukaryota; Viridiplantae; Streptophyta; Magnoliopsida; Poales; Poaceae. The record is from RefSeq and is a predicted model, not a curated record.